This is a messenger RNA of Psilocybe cubensis, 282 nucleotides long. RefSeq lists its product as uncharacterized. The record is from RefSeq and is a predicted model, not a curated record. The coding region runs from base 1 to 282 and encodes 93 amino acids. The transcript has 2 exons. Lineage: Eukaryota; Fungi; Basidiomycota; Agaricomycetes; Agaricales; Agrocybaceae.
AUGGGUGAACCAAAUACUAAAACCAACGAUGACAACAUGGACGUCGUUUGCGACGGCGACACAGUCGCAGACCAAAGAAGCGGGGAUGCUACUUCCAGUACGGCGGCUCGUGUGGAUGGGUUGAGGGGAGAUAGCGCGCAAAAUCGAGAGGCGGACGACCACGAUGUCGUGAUGCACAAUGGGGAGGAUUGCGAUAUCGAGAUGGAAGGCAACGAACGGGACGAUGCCGACGCCGAGAUGCGAAACGGAGAACGGAACGAUAUCGAUGUUCAAAUGAACUAG